GCCUGCUGCGCGUCUCCGUGCUGCUUGGGAGCGCGCCCCGGGGCUCCACCCUGACUCCUGCAGCGGGCUGGGUCUGCAUCCUGAGGCUGGAGCUGGCGGGUCCUGGACAGGAAAGGAAGACCCAGAGUGGCUCUUAUAUGUUUGUGGGAAAAAAUGUAACUGGAUUUCUGAUUCAUGGAACUUCAAAGAAAACAGAGAAGAUGGAUUUCAGGAUUUGCAAAAGGAACAAGUUUGGGCAGUUCUGAAGAUUGAAAUUUUGUGAACUCAUAAAAUAGUAACUUCUGGAAUAACUAUCUAGCACAGUCUGGUAGGACAUUUCCAUGGUGGAAGAAUAAAGACACCAUCUGAGGACUGGAAACUGUGUAAAGCCUACCGUCACUGACUCAAAGUUCAAGCUCGCAGUCUACAUGGUCUGAAAAACUAGAAGCCAAGAAUUAACACAAAUUUGGCCCAGACAACCUGUUUGAAAUGUGGUGGUUUCAGCAAGGCCUCAGUUUCCUGCCAUCAGUACUUGUGAUUUGGACAUUUGCUACCUUCGUAUUCUCAUACAUCACUGCAAUAACACUCCACCAUGUUGAUCCUGCAUUGCCCUAUAUCAGUGACACUGGUACAGUAGCUCCAGAAAGAUGCCUCUUUGGAGUAAUGCUAAAUAUUGCUGCAGUUUUAGGUAUUGCGACCAUGUAUGUUCGUUACAAACAAGUUCAUGCACUGAAUCCUGAAGAGAACCUUAUCAUCAAAUUCAACAAAGCUGGCCUUGUACUCGGGAUACUGAGUUGUUUAGGACUUUCUCUUGUGGCAAAUUUUCAGAAAUCAACACUAUUUGUUGCACAUGUAUGUGGAAGUGUGCUUGCCUUUGGUAUGGGUUCAUUAUACAUGUUUGUUCAGACCAUCCUUUCCUACCAAAUGCAACCUAAAAUUCACAGCAAACAAGUCUUCUGGGUCAGACUGCUGCUGGUUAUCUGGUGUGGAGUAAGUGCACUUAGCAUGCUGACUUGCUCAUCAGUUUUGUACAGUAGUGAUUUUGGUGCUGAUAUAGUACAGAAACUACACUGGAACCCUGAGGACAAAGGUUAUGUGCUUCACAUGGUCACUACUGCAGCAGAAUGGUCCAUGUCAUUUUCCUUCUUUGGAUUUUUCCUGACCUACAUUCGUGAUUUUCAGAAAAUUACUUUGCAUGUGGAAGCCAAUUUACAUGGACUGACUCUCUAUGACACUGCUCCUUGCCCUGUUAGCAAUGAAAGAACACCACUGCUUUCCAGAGACUUUUAAUGAAGGGUAAAAUACUUCUGUGAUAAUUAUGAUUCUCAGGGAUUUGAGAAAGAUGAACAAACGUUGCUUAUUAUACUCUGAAGAUUUGAAAUAGUUAAUCAAGGCUGGCAGUGACAUUAAUGAAAGUGGUAAUCAGGAGAAAUGUAAUAAGCCAUCUGAUAAGUUUUCUUAAAAGGAUGCCAUUAAGAAGAUUAUCUAAAAACAUUUAUGCCUAGACUUUUUUUUAAUCUCAGAAAAUAAAACCAAAGGAUAAUACCAUUGUAGUGUUUGCUAUUUUAUUGAAGAAAAACAGACUGAAGUACACCAAGUUGUCUAUAUAACUGGCCUUAAAUAUUUUGUAAGUCAUUUAAAAACAUCUUUUGUUAGGAGCACUUUUAUGAGACAUUUUCCAUAACCCAUAAUAAUCAGCAUUGGUCAGCAGAUCAUUUAGAAUCAGGGUUUGAAGUUGAAGUUUUACCUUAUUAAUACAUUUCUUAUAGUGCUUAAAUAUGUGUCACGUUGUUGUUGUUGUAUAACCCCCCUGUAAAUAAGACCUGGCCUGAGUUCAUAUGAGUUCUUUGAAGGCUUCAGUUUUGCACACAAAAAAGUCAUUGGUAUUUAUUUGAUUCCAGACACAUGAAUACUAACAGAUCUAUCAUGUGUGCUUGCAAUAAUUUCAUAGAGUCUAGUCUCUGAGAUUAGAUUUUUAAUUACCAGUAAAAGAAAGAGGUAUUGUUGUAAACACUUCACCAUCUUCUUCUCUAUAAAAAUAAAUGUUAUGGCUGAUGACAUUGGCAACCUGAUGACCCGAAUUCAAUACAUAGGACCCGCAGAGUGGGAAGGAGGAAAAGACUCCUCUGACCGUUAUCCUCUGACCUCCAUAUGCACACACACAAUGAAGAAAUGAAUGUGAUAGCUGAUAAUACACAAACGAUGGUUGACAUUCCAAAAUAAGAUUGCAAAGUCGGUAAACCAAAGUAGAUAUGAUUAAUAACAAAUAAAAUUACUCUACACUCCA
Messenger RNA from Onychomys torridus (southern grasshopper mouse), 2266 nucleotides. RefSeq names its product DNA damage regulated autophagy modulator 2 (gene Dram2). The transcript has 12 exons. Gene Ontology annotation, cellular component: lysosome. NCBI's taxonomy places the organism in Eukaryota, Metazoa, Chordata, Mammalia, Rodentia, Cricetidae. The record is from RefSeq and is a predicted model, not a curated record. The coding region runs from base 469 to 1269 and encodes 266 amino acids. Gene Ontology annotation, biological process: regulation of autophagy; photoreceptor cell maintenance.